Molecule: messenger RNA, 1973 nt
Organism: Linum tenue
Lineage: Eukaryota; Viridiplantae; Streptophyta; Magnoliopsida; Malpighiales; Linaceae
Source: the annotation of a GenBank genome assembly
AUUGCACACUCUCUGUUUGUCGAAAAGCUUCUGAGAGAGUGGGUUGCAAUUGCAAGAAAGAUCAAUAAAUUGCUACUGUGCACGAGCCUUCGUUUCGCCAGCAAAGAUCAAUACCCUCACUCCCCACUUCGCUCAUUCUCCUCCCCUCUUUCGGCUUUAAAUAUGGCGGACUGUGUAGACGACGCUGAGUUCUGGUUGCCCCCAAAGUUCCUAACCGACGACGACAUCUUCUUGGAGAAGAAACCGCACCAGAUGGGCAAGAAGGGCGGGCAAGACGUCCUUGCUCUGGAUAACGCCUUGGCUGCCAAGUCCCUCUUCAACUUCGACUUCCCUUACGGGUUUGGCUCCUUCGGCGUGUCUUCGGAUCUCAGUUCCCCUGUUGAGUCGGUGGUCGGCUCAACCGAAACGGAGAGCGACGAAGAGGACCAUCUCGCUGGGUUGACCCGACAAAUGGCUCAGACGACCCUGGAAGACGAUUUCGCCAGAAGCGACUGGUUGUUCGGCGCCGGAAACGCCAAGGGCCGGGUUUUGUCCGGAUCCCCUCAAUCCACGCUCUGUGGGGCUGGAAACGGUUGUGGGUGCAAAUUAAGUCUGAACCGGCCAGUCAAAGUCUCUCUACUCUACGCCGCCGGCGGCGAAGUAGCGAAGAUGAAAAUCAACGGCGGAGGAGGAGCAGGUGGCGGUUGCGACGUUGCUUUUAACGACCAGAGCAGGGGACUAUUGGGAGGACCACCCGCAACACCACCGUCGCCGGUCACUGUCCCGGUGAAAACGUCCAACACUAAUGCUGAUGUUGGGUUUUAUCCGCACCAGUCGCUGUCUUACCAGCAGUUGCAGGCAUCUCAAUUUCAGCAGCUGAGGCAGCAGCAAAUGAUGAAGCAACACAAGUCUGCAAUUUGGGCGGCACCGCAGAAUGACAAGGCGGUUGGGAUUGGAGUAUACCAACAACCACUGGCGCAGCAACAGAACAGGGGAAGGAGUAAUAAUAACGGGAAGCCUCUAGGUUUAUCUGCCUCCGCCUGGCCUUCUUUGCAGCAGCCACAACAGCAGCAAGUAGGCGGUGCUUCUGGUUUGCGGGCGGUUAAUCCUGGCGGGAAAAAUGAAUGCGCGGGUACUGGUGUGUUCUUGCCUCGUCCCCGGAAGAAGCCAACUUGUUCCACGACGGUUCUACUUCCUGCGAGAGUGGUGCAGGCCUUGAAUCUGAACUUGGACGAAGUUGGUGUCCAGCAACCGUAUCAGCCUCGUUUGGGCUUUGAUAAGGAUGCAACGACCUUAAGGAACAAUCAUCCCAGUAGUGGUGGUGGGUGGAAUCAGACACGGAGCUUGAGCAGCAGGGCACAAGCAGGAAUGGAAAUGGAGGUCCGAUUGCCUCAGGAAUGGACUUAUUGAGCUAGUUCCUUGGUGGGUGAGGGCAAGUUUUGGGACAUCGAAAGGAAAGCAAGUAUCUGAUAGCGUUAGUAUGACGAGGGUGUGAAUGUGUGAUUAGAGGGAAGUGUACUAGUUAAGAAGGAAAAAGAAAAAGAAGUAAAAGUGCAGUAGACAAAGCAUAGGAGAAAAGUAAGAGGGGGUUUCCUUUUGGGGAUUGGAAAUUAGGGGAAUGGUAAUCGUAACACUAACAAUAAGUGACGAUGGUUGAUUUGUUAAGGAAGAAGGGAGUGCGCAUGGAUUUUGUUCAUUAUUGCAAGGUGGUAUGUCAUCUCCUUUCCUUUCCAAGUAAUAAUAAUUGCAUAAUUGGGUCUGCCAUUUCUUUUAGUAGUAUUGGCGCUUGACCUUGCUGGAGAGUCACGGGUUGUAGCAAGAGAGUGGUUUUGUCACAAUCCAUGAAUCUGGGCUCGCGACGCUCUGUAAUUGUAGCAGCGAAGUUGCAGUUACAGCCGGCUCUAAUCUAAUGUAAUGGCCCCGCCCUCCCUUCUUCCUUCCUUGUAAUAACAGUAAUAAUAAUGAUAAAUGAAAUGUCUUUUUGCGUUGAAGUA